UGAACCCAAACUUGAAAGUGCGUUCAAGGCUAAAACAGAAGGUGGCUGAGCGGAGAAAGCAGUCCCCUCCUGCGUCGCAAGGAUGGAACAGUUAUUAGCACCUUCAAGAAGAGAGCAGUUGAGAUCACAGGCACUGGGCCUGGGGUGUCGUCCGUGUGUAACAGUGCGCCUGGCUCCGGCCCCAGCUCUCCCAACAGCUCCCACAGCACCAUCGCUGAGAACGGCUUUACUGGCUCAGUCCCAACAUCCCCACGAGAUGCUCCCCCAGCACCGGGCCCUCCCUCUGGACAGCUCCCCCAACCAGUUCAGCCUCUACACAUCUCCCUCUUUGCCCAACAUCUCCCUAGGACUGCAAGCCACAGUCACUGUCACCAACUCGCACCUCACCGCCUCCCCCAAGCUGUCAACACAGCAGGAGGCCGAGAGGCAGGCCCUUCAGUCUCUGCGUCAGGGCAGCACAUUGACGGGCAAGUUCAUGAGCACUUCCUCCAUCCCUGGUUGCCUGCUGGGUGUGGCACUGGAGGGUGACACGAGCCCCCACGGGCAUGCCUCGCUCCUGCAACAUGUCUUGCUGUUGGAACAGGCCCGGCAGCAGAGCACCCUCAUCGCUGUGCCUCUGCAUGGGCAAUCCCCGUUGGUGACUGGUGAACGGGUGGCCACCAGCAUGCGGACAGUGGGAAAGCUUCCGAGGCACCGGCCUUUGAGCCGCACUCAGUCCUCGCCACUGCCGCAGAGUCCCCAGGCUCUGCAGCAGCUGGUCAUGCAGCAGCAGCACCAGCAGUUCCUGGAGAAGCAGAAGCAGCAGCAGUUGCAGCUGGGCAAGAUCCUCACCAAGACUGGGGAGCUGUCUAGGCAGCCCACUACCCACCCUGAGGAGACAGAGGAAGAGCUGACUGAGCAGCAGGAGGCCUUACUGGGAGAGGGAGCCCUGACCAUGCCCCGGGAAGGCUCCACAGAGAGUGAGAGCACCCAAGAAGACCUGGAGGAAGAGGAAGAGGAGGAGGUAGAAGAGGAAGAAGACUGCAUCCAGGUCAAGGAUGAGGAAGGCGAGAGUGGACCUGAAGAGGGGCCAGACUUGGAGGAGUCCAGUACCGGUUACAAAAAGCUAUUCACAGAUGCCCAGCAGCUGCAGCCCCUGCAAGUGUACCAGGCACCCCUCAGUCUGGCCACUGUGCCUCACCAGGCCCUGGGCCGCACCCAGUCCUCACCUGCUGCUCCUGGGGGCAUGAAGAGCCCCCCAGACCAGCCCACCAAGCACCUCUUCACCACAGGCGUGGUCUACGACACAUUCAUGCUGAAGCACCAGUGCAUGUGUGGGAACACGCAUGUGCACCCUGAGCAUGCUGGCCGCAUCCAAAGCAUUUGGUCCCGGCUGCAGGAGACUGGCCUGCUCAGCAAGUGUGAGCGGAUUCGGGGUCGCAAAGCCACACUGGACGAGAUCCAGACAGUGCACUCUGAAUACCACACCCUGCUCUAUGGGACCAGCCCUCUCAACAGGCAGAAGCUAGACAGCAAGAAGCUGCUCGGCCCUAUCAGCCAGAAGAUGUAUGCCAUGCUGCCUUGUGGGGGUAUUGGGGUGGACAGUGACACUGUGUGGAACGAGAUGCACUCCUCCAGUGCUGUGCGCAUGGCGGUGGGCUGCCUGGUAGAGCUGGCCUUCAAGGUGGCCUCAGGAGAGCUCAAGAAUGGAUUUGCCAUCAUCCGGCCCCCAGGACACCAUGCUGAGGAGUCCACAGCCAUGGGAUUCUGCUUCUUCAACUCUGUAGCCAUCACAGCUAAACUCCUGCAGCAGAAGUUGAACGUGGGCAAGGUUCUCAUCGUGGACUGGGACAUUCACCACGGCAAUGGCACCCAGCAAGCAUUCUACAAUGAUCCCUCUGUGCUCUACAUCUCUCUACAUCGCUAUGACAACGGGAACUUCUUUCCAGGCUCUGGGGCUCCUGAAGAGGUUGGUGGAGGGCCAGGCAUGGGGUACAAUGUGAACGUGGCAUGGACAGGAGGUGUGGAUCCCCCCAUUGGAGAUGUGGAGUACCUGACAGCCUUCAGGACAGUGGUGAUGCCCAUUGCCCACAAGUUCUCACCUGAAGUGGUCCUAGUCUCCGCUGGCUUUGAUGCUGUUGAAGGACAUCUGUCGCCACUGGGUGGCUAUUCUGUCACCGCCAGAUGUUUUGGCCACUUGACCAGGCAGCUGAUGACGCUGGCAGGGGGCCGGGUGGUGCUGGCCUUGGAGGGAGGCCAUGACUUGACCGCCAUCUGUGAUGCCUCAGAGGCCUGUGUCUCGGCUCUGCUCAGCGUGGAGCCCUUGGACGAGGCAGUCUUGCAGCAAAAGCCCAACAUCAACGCAGUGGCCACAUUAGAGAAAGUCAUCGAGAUCCAGAGCAAGCAUUGGAGCUGUGUGCAGAGGUUUGCUGCUGGUCUGGGUCGCUCCCUGCGGGAAGCCCAGGCAGGUGAGACUGAGGAGGCUGAGACUGUGAGCGCCAUGGCCUUGCUGUCAGUGGGGGCUGAGCAGGCCCAGGCUGCUGCAGCCCGAGAGAACAGCCCCAGGCCGGCAGAGGAGCCUAUGGAGCAGGAGCCUGCCCUGUGACACCCUGGCCCCAUCCCUCUGGGCUUCAUCAUUGUGAUUUUGUUUAUUUUUUCUAUUAAAAACAAAAAGUCACACAUUCAACAACGUGUGCC
This is a messenger RNA of Castor canadensis (American beaver), 2676 nucleotides long. The record is from RefSeq and is a predicted model, not a curated record. Lineage: Eukaryota; Metazoa; Chordata; Mammalia; Rodentia; Castoridae.